Aspergillus welwitschiae is the source of this 1012-nucleotide messenger RNA. Its product is annotated as sulfotransferase family protein. Lineage: Eukaryota; Fungi; Ascomycota; Eurotiomycetes; Eurotiales; Aspergillaceae. The transcript has a single exon. The coding region runs from base 143 to 931 and encodes 262 amino acids. The record is from RefSeq and is a predicted model, not a curated record.
CUGAAACUUGCUUAUCUUCAAUCAUCUACUACCACAUAGAACAUCAUAUAUACUCGGAGACUCUACUACCUACCCUCCAAUAGUAGCUCAAAUUUGCAACGCCUGAGAUAUAUACAUCGUAUCAACACACGACUGCAUUAAAAUGGGCCAAACCCCCUCUACACCCCAACCCGGCACCAAACUCCAAGUUAUCGGCGCAGGCCUCCCCCGCACCGGCACAGCAUCCUUCAGCGCGGCCUUAGCCAUCCUCCUCGACGGCCCCGUCUACCACGGCGGUACGCAGACAACAAUAGGCCCACCAGACGAAAUCACGACAUGGAUGAAAAUCAUGCGCCUCGUACUCAACGAAUACCCCCUUGACCGACAACAAGCCCUCACCCUCAUCGACCACCAAUUAGACGGAUACGCCGCCAUCACCGAUUCCCCCGGUUCCCAACUCGUCCCGGAGCUGAUGGAAGUCUAUCCCGACGCCAAGGUCAUCUGCACCGUUCGCGAUCCGGUAGCGUGGGGUAAGAGCAUGACACAGGUGGAGGGUCUUGUGCGAUCAUCGUGGUUUCUUCAAGUCAUGUUGCUGCCGCUUCCCGGGAUGAGGCAUUUCGUGGAUUAUCUGGGGUUGACUGCGUUGCAGUGGCGAAGGAUUUAUGGGAGGAAUGGGGGCCCCGGAGGUGCUUAUCAUAAACAUAUUGAGUGGUUGAAGGAGGUUGUUCCGGAGGAGAGGUUGGUGUUUGUUGAUGUUAGGGAUGGGUGGGAGCCGCUGUGCAGGGCGCUGGGGAAGGAGGUGCCGAAGGAUAUACCAUUCCCGCGAAUCAAUGAUUCCGAGGCGAUAACCCGGACUGUAAGACAGCAUGUUCGUCGUGGGUUGAUUCGGUGGGUGGGUCUGUUUGCUGUCGUUGGUGCAGUAUCUUCUGGCGUGUAUUUUCUGCAGAGGUGAAGAGAGUGUGAUUGGCGUGUAUUAUUUAUUCGUCUUUAAGCUCUCCAUGGGAUCCAGGAGGAGAUACUAACCGGAGAGGGG